Molecule: messenger RNA, 1730 nt
Organism: Westerdykella ornata
Lineage: Eukaryota; Fungi; Ascomycota; Dothideomycetes; Pleosporales; Sporormiaceae
Product: CBF-domain-containing protein
Exons: 2
Coding region: 27-1685 (552 amino acids)
Biological process (GO): ribosome biogenesis
Cellular component (GO): Noc4p-Nop14p complex; small-subunit processome; nucleolus
Source: RefSeq, a predicted model, not a curated record
CACAAAAAGUCCACCAUAGGGAAAAGAUGGCAGGGGUUAAGGCGGCCACGCAAGCGGGAGUCAAGAGGAAAAGGGAAUCUGGGAAAGAAGAACGGAGCAAAAGCAAAGUCAAGGCCCGCCGCCAGUCUUCGAGCGACGAAGUAGACGACCCUCAAGCGACAAUAUUGCAACUGGAAGCGCAAAUCGUCGAAUCUCGCCGCCACUACAACAAUAUUGUCACCCUUAUUCAGCUCGCGCGAAAGCAUGAGACCGAAAAUGACAGCGCUGUUCUCGCUGCCGUUGCGCUAUGCCGCGUAUUCUCACGAUUGCUCUCUGCAGGAGACAUGGUUAAGAGCAAAGGAAUGCCAGAGUCAGAGGUUGUCAUUGUACAGUGGCUGAAAGAGCGUUAUCGAGAAUAUCAGGAGAUGCUUCUUGGAGAUUAUUUGCGCAGUGAUAACCCACCUACCCAGUCGGUGGGCUUGACACUGCUCAUGCGCCUGGUUAAGGAGGAAUCGAAAGGGCAGAGAGAGUACAACUGGAAACAUGGCCACCUUCCUAGGCUGGUAGAGAUGCUUUUGCACCUGCCUGAACAAGGAGGCGUACUGGACGAGUUCGCGGAGAAGUACUUCAGGCCCUUCGAUGACGUCCGUUUCUACACCUUCCAGACUGUAACGAACGUCCUUGAUGGCGACCUUACGGAGACCUCCAAGCAGCUUGUUUCCUCGAACAGCUUGUCCCUCUUGAUGUCGCUGGAUCAGGUCCCGACCUCGAAAGAUGAUGUACAGAACUUCUUGACGGAGCCAUCCAAUGAAGGCAAAAGUCCAGUGCCGUCCCUGUCCGCUUACAAGUCCCGAGCACAAGAAGCAUGGCUUGCUACCCUCCGCGGCGGAAUAAAUAAGGAACAACGGAAGGCUAUACUCAGGGUCUUUUCCCAUCAGAUCGCGCCCUGGUUCCCGCAGCCUGAAAUGCUCAUGGACUUCCUUACCGAUUCCUACGAUGUCGGGGGAGCCACGUCACUACUCGCCCUCUCAGGCCUCUACUACCUGAUUUCUGAGAAGAACUUGGAUUACCCGUCGUUUUACACGAAGCUUUACUCUCUACUGGAUGAUGGCUUGUUACAUUCAAAACACAGGUCAAGAUUUUUCAGGCUUUUGGAUACCUUCAUGUCCUCCACACAUUUGCCGGCCGCUCUUGUUGCCAGUUUUAUUAAGCGGUUGUCGAGGCUAGCGCUCAAUGCACCACCGGCAGGAAUCGUUGCUGUUGUACCGUGGAUAUAUAACAUGUUCAUGCGGCAUCCUGCAUGCACUUUCAUGAUGCACAGGGAGACGCGAGAUCCCACCUUGAAGAAGAAGCUCGAAGAGGAAGGCAUGGACGACCCCUUCGAUAUGGAUGAAAAAGAUCCCAUGUUUACAGGCGCAAUUGACAGCAGUAUUUGGGAGAUUGAAACAUUGCAAUCGCAUUAUCAUCCGAACGUAGCCACUCUGGCAGGAAUCAUUUCGGAGCAGUUCACAAAGCGGUCAUACAAUCUGGAGGACUUUCUUGACCAGUCUUACAAUGCUCUGCUUGAUGCUGAGCUGAACAGAGAGCUGAAAAAGGAGCCCGUCAUCGAGUUCGAGAUACCAAAGCGCAUCUUCAGUGCAGAAGAGUCUGGUUUGGGGAAUCUUGGGCAGCUGAUGACCCAAGUGAUAGAGUCAGGGUUGACUUAGUCUUAGAUGUAAAUAUACCCCGUUGUCGCCUUCCGUAUCCGUUCG